This is a messenger RNA of Thyridium curvatum, 1140 nucleotides long. RefSeq lists its product as uncharacterized. Gene Ontology annotation, biological process: transport. The coding region runs from base 1 to 1140 and encodes 379 amino acids. Gene Ontology annotation, molecular function: transporter activity. Lineage: Eukaryota; Fungi; Ascomycota; Sordariomycetes; Thyridiales; Thyridiaceae. The record is from RefSeq and is a predicted model, not a curated record. The transcript is spliced from 6 exons.
AUGGGAAAUCAUCACUCUAAAAGUACAGAGCAUGUGUGUCCGGUUCAUUCUUUGGCGCAAGAUGCCAGCACCCCCCUCUUCGGCGACACCACCUUUUACGAGUUCGACAAGAUCCUCUCUGGCAGCUGCUUCGCCUUUUCGACUGCCGUGGUCCUAAUCCACAUGGUGUUGCAUGCGACACAUUACAGCGUGCCCACAGAGCAGAUCAAGAUAUUACGCAUUAGCAUGUUGAUACCGACGUACUCUCUCUUCUCCUUCUUAAGCAUCACUUACCCGACGGCGCAUGUCUACCUGCAGCCCUGGCUCGAGGUCUUCCAGGCCAACUCCCUCGCCGCCUUCUUCCUGCUCAUGUCCGAGUUCAUUUCGGAUAGCCACGAGCAGCGCGACAUCUUUCUCGCAACGCUCGAGAUCCGCGACAAGAAAAGCCCCAAUGGAGUGUUGCAUGGCAUUGUGUGGUUCAGGAAACUCUGGGUUAUGUUAUUCCAGUACCCUGUCGUCGCAUUGGUUGUCGCCGUCUUGACGGAUAUCACGGAAGCGGCCGGCGUGUUUUGCCUGUUCGAGACCAAGCCAUACUUCGCCAAGCUCUGGCUCACCAUCUUGGUCAAAGUCUCUCUCACUUUCGCUGUCAUGGCGGUUUUGUCCUUCUACAUCCAGGUCCUCAGAAAGUACCUCGCCCACCACAAGCCAAUGCUGAAACUGGUGGCAUUCAAGCUUGUUGUCGGGCUCGGCUUUGUUCAGUCGAUCAUAUUCUGGAUCCUACGAGACACGGGCUCGCUGAAUCCCACUUCGCAACUGACCUACGCCGAUCUCGAGAUGGGUCUCCCAAGCAUGCUGCUUUGCAUCGAAAUGGUCCCUAUAUCCCUGCUUUUAGUGUAUGCAUACAACGCUGGCCCGUAUUUCAUUCGGCGGCCGCGCAAUGAUGAUUCUGCGAGAGAGGAGCUGCAGCAGGCCGGAGUGCUCAGGACGUAUCAGGGUGGCUUCUUGGGAUGGAAGGCUCUCGUGGCAAUUCUGGACCCCAAAGAAACUCUUCAAGCAAUUUUGUUUGCCGUCAAGCUGCUGAUAAAUAAGACGGACCAGGCUCCAGUGCCGUUGGCGAACCACAAUCCCGGCGGAAGUCAGCAGAAUUCUUACCGCUUGUAA